Phytophthora sojae is the source of this 1923-nucleotide messenger RNA. RefSeq lists its product as hypothetical. NCBI's taxonomy places the organism in Eukaryota, Oomycota, Peronosporomycetes, Peronosporales, Peronosporaceae. Gene Ontology annotation, molecular function: pre-mRNA 3'-splice site binding; poly-pyrimidine tract binding. The record is from RefSeq and is a predicted model, not a curated record. Bases 1 to 1923 code for a protein of 640 amino acids. The transcript is spliced from 6 exons. Gene Ontology annotation, cellular component: commitment complex; U2AF complex; nuclear speck.
AUGGGGCGGCGCGAGGAAGAGCCCGAGGCGGGUCGUCGCCACGGCCGCCACAGGGGGUCCCCGAGCCCCGCGCGCGGCGAGAGCGAGGAGGAAGCCAUCCGCAAGCAGCUGCGCGAGUCUGGCUGGAAGAAGCGCCGCGCCGACAGCGUCAGCACCGCGGACGGAGAGGCCUCGCGCGACAAGGACAAGCCCAAGGACCGGGCCGACAAGGGCUCCCCAAGGCCCGCGGACGAGCGCCGCAGCUCCAGGUCGUCGCGCAGCACCAGGCGCUCGCGCUCUCCGCGGCGGCGCGACCGGGAGCGCCGCAGUUCGCGCAGGAAGUCGUCGGGCAGUCGUCGCCGCUCGUACUCGCGCUCGCGUUCGCCCGCGUCGCGCUCCCGCUCCCGCUCGCGCUCGUCGGGCAGACGUCGACGGCGCCACGCGUCGUCCUCGAGGAAGCGGCGGUCGUCGCGCUCGCCGUCCCGCAGCAGGGACGCGCGCGAGUCCAAGCGCUCGCGGCGCUCGACGAAGAGCAGUCGUCGCUCGCGCUCUUGCUCGGGAUCGCCGCGCUCGCCGUCCCGAUCUUCUCGUCGUCGUCGCCACCGCCGCAACUCGUCGUACUCGCGCUCGAGAUCCCCGUCUCGCAGUCGACGCGCGCGACGCGGAGGAUCACGCUCACGCUCGCGCUCCCCGAGGGACAGGCGCUCGCCGGCCGAUCCGAGCUCUGGCGUGAACCCGACGAUCACGCAGCUGAUGGCCCAGUACCCGACUAUGAGUCUCCAGGACAUCAUUGCCAAGAUGCAGGCGUCAAACGUGACGAUGGCGGCUGCAGUGGCCCAGAAGCCGGCGCGCGAGCUGUACGUCGGCAACUUGCCGCCGAACGUGACGGGUCCGCAGCUCCAGGAGUUCCUGAGCACGAUCAUCCAGCAGGUGGGGCUCACGACACAGCCCGGCAACCCCAUUAUCAACACGUGGAUCUCCACGGACGGCCACUUCGCCUUCUGUGAGAUGCGCUCCGUCGAGGAGUGCAACUUGGCGCUACUGCUGAACCAAUUGUCGCUGCUGGGUCAGCCUUUGAAGUUUGGUCGCCCGCGCAGCUUCAUGGGUCCGCCCCAGCCGAUGCCCCAGAUCUCGGCGCGGACGCAGACCGCACUCACAAACUUGGGCUGCACUCCGAACCCGGCCUGGUUUGCGCAGCCUGCUGUGCCGAGUCUUGAUGAAGCCGCCGCUGCACCAGUGGGAGACUCUUCGACCUUGGCGGGGGCCACCGCGGCUGCAGUUGCAGCGGCGCAACCCGCUGUACCUGCGGUGGCUAGUACGACGGUUGAUGCCUCUUUAUCCGCCCACCGCCUCAUCAUGUCGAACAUUCCGGUUGUGUUGACGGAGGACCAAGUGAAGGAGCUGGUGGAGCCUUUUGGAGCGCUUAAAAGCUUCACGCUGGUCAAAGACACGGCAACGGGGGCGUCUAUGGGCAGCGCCUUGUUCGAGUACGAGGACGACAGUGUCACCGCGCAAGCUGUGGAGGGUCUGAACGGACUGAGCAUUGGCGGCAUUCUGUUGUCGGUUCAAUGCCAACCAGCAAGCGGCGCGGCCCUUCCAGCUGCGCCGGGUGCUACCCCCAAUUUCGAGGACCAACCGAGUGCUGUUCUGAAAAUGGCGAAUAUGGUUUCUAUCGACGAACUAAGGGAUGACGACGAGUAUGCUGAUCUUGCUGAAGAUGUAGAGGAAGAGUGCAAGCGCUUCGGAAACGUGACUGGCUUGGAAAUCCCGCGUCCCAAGGAUGGCGAAGAGGUCCCCGGUCUGGGCUGCAUCUACGUCCGUUUUGAAGAGGAGAAGAAUGCGGUUGAUGCUUUGAAGGCCUUGAACGGACGCAAGUUUGGCGGUAACAUCGUCAAGGUGACCUACUUCCCCCUGGACAAGUUCGACAAGCAGGAGUUCUCCUGA